Molecule: messenger RNA, 1566 nt
Organism: Phialemonium atrogriseum
Lineage: Eukaryota; Fungi; Ascomycota; Sordariomycetes; Cephalothecales; Cephalothecaceae
Product: glycoside hydrolase superfamily
Exons: 1
Coding region: 224-1477 (417 amino acids)
Molecular function (GO): hydrolase activity, hydrolyzing O-glycosyl compounds
Source: RefSeq, a predicted model, not a curated record
CGCCUUCCCUCUCCUCUAGGUGACAACGCUACGGGCCAGUGGCUGCUCGUGAAUGACGAUAGCUCACGCCGUAAGGAAUCCUCGAGGGAGAAGAGGUCCACUCUUCAGGUGAUUCUCUCCCGAUCACCAAUACUGCUGUUAUUGAUUCCUCUCUCACACUCGCUCAGGCAGUCUCCGGCCCUUAUACACCGAGUAUUAAUUGCCGUCCCUGCGCACGAUAUCCAUGGCUCUUCUCUCGCGGUUCAUCGCCCUUCUGGGCUGCAUCCUGCCUCUCGUCCUCGGCCAAGCCCUGCCCCUGCACACCUCAAGCCGAUGGAUCCUCGACGCCGACAACAAGCGCGUCAAGUUGCGCUGCGUCAACUGGGCCGCCCACAUGGAGACCAACGUGCCCGAGGGCCUCCACAAGCAGUCGAUCGACUACCUCGCCGACUGGAUCAAGGCCCAGGGCUUCAACUGCGUGCGCCUGACCUACAGCAUCGACCACGCCCUCAACCCUGACCUCAAGGUCUCCGACUCCUUCACCGCCGCCGCCGCCGCGGCGGGUGUGUCUGCGGCGGCGAUGCAGGACUUGUACGCCCGGGCGGUGGCCAAGAACCCGUUCCUGGGCGGGGCCGCGACGACGACGCGCGACGUGUUCGGCGCCGUGGUCGACGCGCUGUGGGCGCGGGGCGUCAUGACGGUGCUGGACAACCACGUCAGCCGGGCGUCGUGGUGCUGCGACCUGACCGACGGCAACGGCUGGUGGGACACGGCCUUUGGCUACAACGACUGGAACAGCCGCUACUUCGGCACCGCCGACUGGCUCGCCGGCCUGGCGGCCAUGGCCGCCUGGGCUGGCCACUACCCGGGCGUCGUGGCCAUGUCGCUGCGCAACGAGCUGCGCGAGUUCCUCCUCCAGGACCUCAACGGCCGCCGCGACUGGUACGACCUGGUCGGCCGGGCGGGCGCCGCCGUCCACGCCGCCAACCCGGACGUGCUCGUCAUCGUGGGGGGCGUGCAGUCCGCCACCGACCUGACGCACCUGCGCACCUCCAAGACGCUCGACACGUCGCGCUGGGCCGGCAAGCACGUGUGGGAGUUCCACGCGUACAGCUUCACCGUGACGUUCCCGGACCCGCUCAGCAGCUGCGCGGCGUCGCGGGCCGAGUACGGCCUCUUCGACGGGUUCGUGCUGGAGCAGGGCAGGGCCUUCACGGGGCCGCUGUUCCUGAGCGAGUUCGGCGUCGGCAUGAGCGGCGGGCCCGGCAACGGGCUGUCGGAGCGCGACGGCGCCUACCUCGACUGCCUGGUCGGGUACAUGGCCGACAACGACGCCGAGUGGGCCGUCUGGGCGCUCCAGGGGAGCUACUACGUCCGGGACGGCGUCGUGGACAAGGACGAGGGCUGGGGCCUGCUCGACGGCGCGUGGGCGGGCUGGAGGAACUCGGCCUUCCCGGGCAUGCUGAAGGGGAUGUGGAAUGUCACGCAGGGCCCUUGAGGGAGGCGUGCUGUGGGUCUCGUAGGUUGGCGUUUCUUGGUUCGAGCAUAUAUCAUUUUAAAUCAUAGUAGUAGUAUGGAUGGCUUAUA